UUAGAGUUUAACAUGAGCCUUUGUUGUGGAUACGGAAGCUCUUCCCCCACCUGGAGAAUAUUUAACUGCGACACAUCAUAAAACCCAAAGUGAAACUAUUGUGAACACUUCAGCUGCCUUCUCCACAGUAAUUUUGAAUUUAUAGAAAGAAUAUAUAGAAAGAGAGAGAGAUUCUGUGAAUCAGCUAAGAGGACAGACAGACGAGUUCAGGAGAUGUCGCGGUAUUACAGCAGGCUGCAUUAGUUCAUGAUGAGUGCUGAAAAGAGUGAUGAUGCUCCUGCCACAGGGAGCAGUCCAGAAGACCUGCAAGCUGAACAACAUGAACAGAAGAAAUCAGACUCCUCCACAGUAUCACACGUGUCCAUGAAGAGUGGCAGAUCCAUCACUCCACCACUGGACUUCAGAAAGGAUGAACAGGGGAACACAGAAAGAGCUAAACAAGAGAGAGCUGAAUCCUCCACAGCAUCACAUCUGUCCAUGAAGAGUGACAGAUCAAUCACUCCACCACUGGACUUCAUCUCGGGAGAACAGAAACAGACAGAAAGGAAAUCUGUGGAUGACCAUGCAGUGUCCACAUCUGCUGAUAGAGUCUGUCAGCGGCAUCACAGAGCUCUGGAUGUGUUCUGCCAGACCGAUAACAUCCACAUCUGCUGCAUCUGUGUUGAGGAGGAGCACCAAGGCCACAGGAAAACCUACACUGCGAAACUCAAUGUUCCAGACAGUCAGUCAAUGCUUUUACACAUUAUGGAGAAGAUGAGGAGUGAGGACUUCAACACCUUUAAAAGAGAGCUUUCUGAGGAUUACGCAGGAUGCUUAGGGGCUCAGUCAGAGGAGCUCAGUGUGUCUGAGGCUGCUGAGAACAUCAUGAGGAGUUUUGGAGGAGAGGCAGCACUGAGACUCAUACUGCAUUUCCAGACUAAAGCCAAUCCACUUAAAAAAAUCACAGAUGCAAAUAAAACAAAGCUUAAAAACAAAUGUCAAAAUAUCAAUGAAGGAAACUCAUCCUAUGGUAAACAGAGUUUACUGAUGGAGGUCUACACAGAUCUGUACUUUACUGAGGGUGGAAGCGGAGAGAUCAAUAAUGAGCACGAGGUGCUGAGGAAUGAAAUGAUUUCUCAGAGCAGAACAACUCAAGAGGUUUUAUAUGCAUGUGAUGAGAUCUUCAAGACACUUCCAGGACAAAGAACACAAGUCAGGACAGUCCUGACGAUGGGCAUAGCUGGCAUCGGCAAGCAUGUCUCAGUGCAGAAGUUCAUUCUAGACUGGGCAGAGGGAAAAGCAAACCAAGAUAUAGAGAUCAUCAUCCAUCUCCCCUUCCGAGACCUCAGCUGUAGAGAGGAGAGCUGCAGUCUUCUUCAGCUGGUCCAUCAGUACUCUCCUGAGCUGAGAGAAGCAGAUCUUCAACAUCUGAAAGUGCUGUUUAUUUUAGAUGGGUUAGAGCUCUGUCAGUAUCCUCUUCAUUUCCAUAAGAAUGUUUACUGUGCUGAUAUAAACGAGAAGGUUCCUGUAGAUGCACUGCUUACGAAUCUCAUCAAGGGGAAUCUGCUUCCCUCAGCUCUCCUCUGGAUUACCACACGACCAUCCACAGCCGGCCGGAUCCCUCCUGAGUGUGUCCAUCGGGUCACAGAGAUCCGCGGGUUCAGUGAUGAUCAAAAAGACUCUUACUUCAGGAAGAAAAUCAGCGAUCAGACACUAGCAGAUGAAAUCAUCAGACACAUCAAAUCAUGCCAGAGCCUCUACAUCAUGUGCCACAUGCCCAUCUUCUGCUGGAUAUCUGCCACGGUGCUGGAAAACAUCAUGAGGGAGGGACAAUCAGAAGAACUACCCAGAACUCUGACCGGGAUGUUCACCCACUUUCUGCUCCUUCAGGUCAGUCUCAAGCACAAGAAGUUCAAUGGAGCUGAUGGAGAUAACCCAAAGAAGCUCUCUGAGUUUGACCAAACCUUCAUUCUGAAACUGGGAGAGCUGGCUUUCCAGCAAAUGGAGAAGGGAGAUUUGAUCUUCAGAGAAGAGGAUCUGAGAGAAGGUGGCAUUGAUGUGAGUAAAGUCUCGGAGUACUCCGUGUGCACAGAGUUUUUCAGAGAAGAGCUGGGACUGUACAGGGAGAAGCUCUACGGGUUUUUGCAUGUGAGCUAUCAGGAGUUUCUGGCAGCGAUAUACGCUCACUUCACCUGCGUUAAUGACGGGAGAAAUGUUUUUCUCAAAGAUGAAUCUAGAAGCAGUGUUGAUCUGUGUGAUGUGCAUCAGACUGCCGUGGAGAAAGCUUUACAGAGUGAGAAUGGACACCUCGACCUUUUCCUUCGCUUCCUCUUGGGUCUUUCUGUAGACUCCAACUUCAAUCUCCUGCAAGAUCUUCUCAAAGACACCUCCUGUAAACCCCGUGUGGACACCAGCAGCACUGUGAGUUUCAUCAAAGAGAAGGUCAAGCUGGAGCAGUCACCAGAGAGAAUCAUCAAUCUCUUCCACUGCUUAAACCAGCUGAACGACAACAGUCUAGUUGAAGAAAUAAAGGCUGCCAUGAAAUCAGGAACACUGCUGGGCAGCGAGCUGGAUCCUGAGCAGUGGUCAGCCCUGGCUUAUGUCUACCUGACGUCCGGGGAGGAAAUAGAGGAGUUUGACAUGAUUAAGUCAAACCAGCUACGACUGCUGCCGGUGCUGAGGAUCUGCAAAAAGGCCAGAUUGAAUUGCUGUAAUCUCUCGUUUGCAUCCUGUGGAUUAGUGGCCUCAGCUUUAAAGUCAGUCAACUCUCCUUUGACAGAGCUGGAUCUGAGCAACUGUAAACUAAACAUCUUUGGAAUGAACACACUCUUGGAUGGACUGAAGAGUCCACACUCUAAAGUGAAGAAACUGAGGUUGGCUGGCUGUUUUUUCCCAUCAGAAACCUGUGCCAAUUUGGCCUUGGCUCUCAAAUCAGUGAACUCACAAGUGACAGAACUUGAUCUGAGCUACAAUAAGAUAACUGAUGGAGUUCAUAAAUUCUGUGCUGGGCUUACUAGUCAAAACUGUAAACUUCAGAAACUUGUGUUAAAGCGCUGUGGUCUCACAAAGGCAAGCUGUGCACAUCUAGCAUCAGUUCUGAAAUCUAACACACACCUGAUGGAGCUGGAGCUGAAAGGCAAUGACCUGCAGGAUUCUGGAGUGGAGCUGCUCUCAACAGGACUGAUGGAUCCACAGUGUAGAUUAGAGAAACUGGGACUGUCAGGAUGUAUGAUCACAAAGGUGGGCUGCAAUUCACUGGCCUCAGCUCUUACUUCAAAUGCUGAUUGCAUGAGUGAACUGGAUUUGACCUACAACCAUCCUGGAGACUCGGGAGUGAAGCUGCUCACUGCUAAAAAAGAGGAUCCCAACUGUAAACUGGAGAAACUACAUGUUAAGAAAAGAGGAGAGUGUCGAAUGAAACCAGGUCUACGGAAAUAUGCCUGUCAGCUCACAGUGGACCCAAACACAAUUCAUCCACGCCUGAUAGUGUCUAAUGACAACAGGACAAUAUCAGAAACCACAGAGCAUCAGAAAUAUCCUGUUCAUCCAGACAGAUACACACUGUAUCCACAGGCCAUGUGCAGAGAGCCUCUGGCUGACCGCUCUUACUUUGAGGUGAAGUGUACAGGUGGAGUUAGCAUUGGAGUGGCCUAUAAGACUUCAGAUAGAACAGAGGAUUUAAUGGGAUUCAACAACACAUUCCCUAGUCUCAUGUGUCUGAAUGGCAGAAUUAAACUGUGGCAGAAUAAUGAUGUAAUCCAUUAUGAACUACCUGUGUUUGCUCAGUCCAGCAGAGUUGGGGUUUAUGUGGACCAGUAUCAAGGAAGUCUGUCAUAUUACAGCAUUUGCAAGGACACACUUAUUCACCUGCACACACACCACACUGAAUUCACCAGCCCCUUAUAUAUAGGCUUUCUUUUUAUGCCUGACUCCUCAGUCACUCUGUUAGAUGACAGCUUGUAAAUUAGGCUUUGUUUGCAUUUAACUAAAAAUAUCUUACAGUCACUCAGCAGAAACACGUAUACAUAUGUCUACAGAACAGGGUUUGAAAAGAAGCUGGGCUUAAAAGAUUUGUUAAGCUCUGUGGUUUAGCAGCACCUUGAGAAUGAGUUUUACAAAAAAAAACAUUUUAAAUGUGUGUGUGUGUGUGUGUGUGUGUGUGUGUGUGUGUGUACGGCAAACUUUCAGAAAGAUUUGAAUAAACAGAUACAUUAAAUAAACUUACUUGGUAUUUUGACUAGUGAGCUGUUUUUCCAACACAAUCUUACAGCAAUUUGUAAAUUUUUGA
Molecule: messenger RNA, 4267 nt
Organism: Danio rerio (zebrafish)
Lineage: Eukaryota; Metazoa; Chordata; Actinopteri; Cypriniformes; Danionidae
Source: RefSeq, a predicted model, not a curated record